GCUCCAGAGGUCCUUAUGUGCCGAAAGUAUGAUGCUGUAGCAGAUAUAUGGAGUAUGGGGAUCAUUGUCUACCAGUGUCUAACCGGAAAAGCGCCGUUCUAUGCUAGCAAUCCGGAAGCUCUGAAAAAUAUCUACGAGACGAGCCCCUGUCUCAAACCGAAAAUACCUGUCACAACCAGCCAACUUCUUCGUGACUUAUUGCUUCGCAUGCUAGUCCGAAAACCUAGUGAUCGUAUUGAUUUUGCUGGUGCCAGGGCUGCUGCUGCUGCUGCUGCUGCAGCCAACACACCCGUUCGAUCUCGGCGUGACUUACCGUCUCGCGCGGACAACGGUGGGACUGUAAUCGGUACCCUAGGUCUAGGGACAGGUGAUGGUCCGUACUAUCUAACCGAACGAAAUCACGUCAACACACGCGAUAAAACUCCUCAGCGCCAUCCCACUGUCAAUAAGGUUCAUCCACCCACACAUUUGGCCGGCAGAACGUUUGCCCCAUCCUCCGCGUCUCCCGCGUAUUUAGACACCCAAACUCCUUCCCCCGGUCUCAAUAUUGAUGAUGUUGACGAUGAAAUGUCUCGAACCACAGUGGAUGAGUAUUUUGAAGACGAGCUUGACAGUUCAACACUUCCGUUGGAAACCACUCCUCACACUAUGGUCAACUAUGCUCCAAAUGUGCCUGAAUCAACCCGCGGGGGUUACAAUACAAAUGCGCCUCCGGUUCCGUGUAGAGGAAGUUCCGUGGGAUGGAAAGCCACAACUGGCAACGCUCACCAGACUCAGACACAUGCGGGCUACCCGCGUCCACCCCAUAUGAGUGGUCGUCCUUCAGCUGAACUGGAAACUGGUGAAAAUCAUGUUGAUGAUUUCGUGCUAGUUAACUCCGGAGGUGCAGAGGUCGAUCGUUACAGUCGAGCUUUACCCUAUCCAGGAACUGAGCACUAUCCGUUGAGCAAUGUUGGACAAAUAGUAACAAAUCCCACGGCCUAUUUAGCCAAUCACCCACGACUGCAACAUACUGAAUCACCUCCACUGCCCGACGUGGCAGUGGUCGGGGCCAAAGGUGAUGGUCACAUUCCACCCAAUCGUCCUGGCAUGUUAACACAAAAAGGUCCCGCGACCCACGGCGGUUACGAGAACCCAACUGUUGGGAAUCGUAUUGCAGGUCGUCCCCCAAACUAUCCGCCCGCAGUGCCCUUACGAUACGUGGGAACACCAAGUGAUCAGCCUGGGUGUCCAGACGUCAACGAACACUUCACCGCUCGAGGACCCUCCGAGCCAACUACUUUCCAACCUCAUCCUCCUAGUCGUGGUCAAUGGCCACAGCCUCAAAACGAACCGCUUGCCGCCCGCACAUCCAACGAGUCCGAUCAAAUGCGACUUCCUAAUCGCGUAACCCCAACCGGACCAGUAGAGCCAGUUACUCUAGGUCAGGCAUCCAGCGAAUUUCCCACAGCUGCACACCCGAUUCGAAUAAGACCUUAUUCCGGUGGCGGUAUUCUGGAAUACGCGGCCAAUGUUCCCAAUGGUGUCGUUUGUGGGGGUGUUUGGGCUGCCGCGGAAUUCUCGGAUGAACAACUGAUGGAUUCGCAACACAAUGAGGCAAUCAAGACCAUUACAAUGGUUUUGGAACUGUGCGAACUACUCAGUGAGCUUGCUGAGCGCCGCGCCUCAGUCUUAUCCGAUUGUAUGGCUACUCCGCUGCCAGAGGAAACCAUACACACUUCAUCGAAUUCCGCAACUGAUCAGGACAGUCAAACUGAGGCUCCUGUUGCUGAGUCCGAUACUACCACGGAUACGUCAGAUAAUACAGAUGCUCCCACCGGCGGUCUCAAAUUCCUCCCCGAAGCUCGGAGAAUUGUUGAACAGAUUGUACUCUACCGGCGGGUGCUGUACUAUUUGGAGUACGUCUUCGAUCAAGUGAAAAAAUCCUGCAGAGAUCGAAGAUUAAAGUCCACCGCGACUGCCCGUCGACGUUUGAGAGAUUGCAACACGUUGUAUCACCGAUGCUACAUUCGUCUUCGACAGCUGGCUCGUCAAUCCCGUCGAGACGACCUGAUCGAGCCUGUUGGUCGCCUCCUGGCCAACAUAACUGCCAAUCGGCUCAUAUUCCAAUAUGCUUUGGUUCAAUGUCAAGCGGCUGAAAUGGACGAGUACGUCGGAGAUAUUGCUCAGUCAUUACAACGCUACAAGGCUGGCAUCACAUUAUUACACGGUCUGCGGCAACACGCCAGAACUGUCGGUGAUAAGACUCUACUAGCCGAUUGUAUGCGACUCUUACAUGAUCGAAUCAAUGCAUUACGGACGACAGCUGCCAAGGCGCAUCGUGAGGGUUGUUUCGCUCAUUCUGGUGGAUUUGCCGACGCCAGUUCGAGCCCUGCGUCGGAACGUUCAGGUACUCCGUUGCAACGGGCUACUGCACUGGAUCAAAGUUACGGGGAUUCUCCAUCUGGAGUAGAUUGUACUCUGGCGGAGGCUUCCCCCUUAGCCUCCUCCCCGAUCCGCUGA
This is a messenger RNA of Echinostoma caproni, 2502 nucleotides long. NCBI's taxonomy places the organism in Eukaryota, Metazoa, Platyhelminthes, Trematoda, Plagiorchiida, Echinostomatidae. The record is from the annotation of a GenBank genome assembly.